Molecule: messenger RNA, 1770 nt
Organism: Orycteropus afer afer
Lineage: Eukaryota; Metazoa; Chordata; Mammalia; Tubulidentata; Orycteropodidae
Gene: ZBTB46
Product: zinc finger and BTB domain containing 46
Exons: 4
Coding region: 1-1770 (589 amino acids)
Biological process (GO): regulation of transcription by RNA polymerase II
Molecular function (GO): protein binding; RNA polymerase II cis-regulatory region sequence-specific DNA binding; DNA-binding transcription factor activity, RNA polymerase II-specific
Source: RefSeq, a predicted model, not a curated record
AUGAAUAACCGGAAGGAAGACAUGGAGAUCGCAUCCCACUACCGGCACCUGCUGCGAGAGCUCAAUGAGCAACGACACCACGGUGUCCUGUGUGACGUCUGCGUCGUGGUUGAGGGCAAGGUCUUCAAGGCGCACAAGAACGUGCUGCUUGGGAGCAGUCGAUACUUCAAGACGCUUUACUGCCAAGUGCAGAAGACGUCCGACCAGGCCACAGUCACCCACCUGGACAUUGUCACAGCCCAGGGCUUCAAGGCCAUCAUCGACUUCAUGUACUCGGCCCACCUGGCGCUGACCAGCAGGAAUGUCAUUGAGGUCAUGUCCGCAGCCAGCUUCCUGCAGAUGACGGACAUCGUGCAGGCGUGCCAUGACUUCAUCAAGGCGGCACUGGACAUCAGCAUCAAGGCGGAUGCCUCCGACGAGCUCGCCGACUUUGAGAUUGGUGCGCCCUCCAGCAGCAGUGCCGACGCGCUCAUCUCUGCGGUGAUGGCUGGCAGGAGCAUCUCCCCGUGGCUGGCACGGCGCACGAGCCCCGCAAACUCCUCUGGGGACUCAGCCAUCGCCAGCUGCCAUGAAGGUGGGAGCAGUUAUGGGAAGGAAGACCCAGAGCCAAGGGCCGACGGCCAGGACGAUGUGUCUGCGCCACCGCUGUGGCCUGGGGAUGUGGGCUACCCGCCUCUGCAGGUCAAGGAGGAGCAGGCGUCACCACCUCACUAUGAAGGAAACGAGAUGCCCUUGGGCAAGGAUGGCGCGCUGCAGGGCGCCUUCUCGGAGCAGGGCGGUGGGGACAGCUGGCAACCCACAGGCCGCCGGAAGAACCGGAAGAACAAGGAGACGGUCCGCCACAUCACGCAGCAGGUGGAGGCUGACAGCCGGGCUGGCUCGCCAGCACCAUCCUUCUUGCCCACCUCGGGCUGGCCAUUCAGCAGCCGUGAUGCAAGUGCUGACCUGACCCUUAAUGAAGCCAGCAGUUCGGACAGUCGUGGGGACAGGCCCGAGCUGUUCACACACAGUGAUGAGGGCCUGCUGGGUGGAGAGACCAGCUACCUGGGCGCGCCCCUGACCCCGGAGAAGGAUGAGGUACUGCACCAGGCUGCUGCCGUGGCCAACCUGCGGGCUGCGCUCAUGAGCAAGAAUAGCCUGCUGUCCCUCAAGGCGGACGUGCUGGGUGACGACAGCUCCCUGCUCUUCGAGUACCUGCCCAAGGGCGCCCACUCCCUGUCACUGAAUGAGUUCACUGUGAUCAGGAAGAAGUUCAAGUGUCCGUACUGCAGCUUCUCAGCCAUGCACCAGUGCAUCCUGAAGCGGCAUAUGCGCUCACACACGGGUGAGCGUCCAUACCCCUGUGACAUCUGCGGCAAGAAGUUCACGCGACGUGAGCACAUGAAGCGACACACACUGGUGCACAGCAAAGACAAGAAGUACGUGUGCAAAGUGUGCAACCGUGUCUUCAUGUCGGCAGCCAGUGUGGGCAUCAAGCACGGCUCGCGGCGCCACGGCGUGUGUGCCGACUGUGUGGGUCGCGGCGUGGCUGGGCCCCUGGACCACGGCGGUGGUGGCGAGGGCUCCCCGGAACCACUGUUCCCCGGGGACGGGCCCUAUCUGGAGGACCUUGACGACCCCCGUGGGGAGGGUGAGGAAGAGCUGGAUGAGGACGGGGGCCUGGCCCCAGAGGACGUGCUGCUUGGGGAUGACAAGGAUGAGGAAGACUCCCCGCCGGGGCCCCGCAGCCCUGCUGGGGAGCCCGAGGAGGACUUGCCCUGGGUGUCCUAG